Molecule: messenger RNA, 3762 nt
Organism: Lutzomyia longipalpis
Lineage: Eukaryota; Metazoa; Arthropoda; Insecta; Diptera; Psychodidae
Product: kelch-like protein 5
Exons: 6
Coding region: 362-2263 (633 amino acids)
Molecular function (GO): protein binding
Source: RefSeq, a predicted model, not a curated record
GCACUAUCUUAACUGGCAGCCGGACAGUAAAUUCGGCGCACAUUGUCGCAAAAUUGUUUUUGUUGUGAUUUUUAUUCGCGAUGUGGAAAAUUAUAAAUAAAUUACACAAUGGUUAAAAGAUGUUUUUUGCAAUAUCUUACAUCGCUUUGUUACAAUUGCACCAGAGUGUGAGCGUAUGCUGUAACGUAUGGUUUUCCAAUUAGUUCUGUGUCCGCCGUCGCAGUGAAAGGAAGCACGCAGCCCGCGAUCCGCCUCCGUGUGCAGAAUUUUCCCACAUAGCACAGCCAUAAUUUUUCAGUGUUCAGACAAAGGAGAUUACGAGACUGGAAGAGCCGCUAGAGGUAUCAGUGCAACAGUGGAGAUGUCAUUUAGCGGAGGAAGCCCCGGAAGGGAGUCCACAAAGACCUCCGUGUCAGCUGAUGAAUCAAUCUUACCGCGAGAUUUUAGUCUUGUUAGUCUGGCAUCCACGAGUAGCCAAGAUGAGAACUUUUGUUCGCGCGAGCAUGCAGAUUGCACACUCAAGAGGAUGCAGUUCUACCUGGAGAACCAGAAACUCUGCGAUGUGGUGCUAAUUGCUGGUGUUGAUGGAAAGAGAGUGCCAGCCCAUCGCCUUGUCCUCUCUGCCGCAAGCGCGUACUUUGCUGCCAUGUUUACGGGUUCACUGAGGGAGACGCAGGAACGGGAGAUAACAUUGGGUGAAGUUACGGGAACUGCUCUCCAGCUCCUUGUUCAGUACUGCUACACAGGGACCAUUGAACUUCGCGAGGAUACCGUUGAGACACUCCUCAGUACCGCGAGUCUCCUUCAGCUGGGUGCUGUGGUGAAUGCAUGCUGUACAUUCCUCGGUCGUCAGCUGCAUCCAUCCAAUUGCUUGGGAUUCGCACUCUUUGCUGAGCAACAGAGCUGCGAGACCCUCCUCAAAGUGGCCACAGAUUACACGUGUGAACACUUCAUGCAGGUGUGCCGGAAUCAAGAAUUCUUCCAGCUCAGUGCAGAGCAACUGCACAAAUUACUAGCCAGUGACAAUCUCAAUGUGCCAUCGGAACAGGAUGUCUUCCAUGCACUCCUGGCGUGGCUGCAGCAUGAACCAAAGGAACGCGAAAAGGAUAUCCCAGAGUUGUUGGCUCUCAUUCGUCUUCCUCUACUUCAACCGGCUUUUAUUGCUGAUCACGUGGAGGCUCUGUGUGAGAGCACAAAAUGCCAGGAGCUCGUGAUGGAGGCUCUGAAGUGGCAUCUUCUACCGGAGCGACGUGCCCUAAUUGCCAGUCAGAGGGCUCGCCCGCGAAAGUCAACAAUGGGAAAACUUCUAGCUGUGGGCGGAAUGGAUGCCCACAAGGGAUCAAUAAGUAUCGAAAGCUACUGUCCACGCCUCGACAAGUGGAGUCUCGUGAAGAACAUGACAGCUAGGCGACUCCAAUUUGGCGUGGCUGUUAUGGAUAAUCGAUUGAUUGUUGUAGGUGGGCGCGAUGGCCUAAAGACACUCAAUACCGUGGAAAGUCUCGAUCUCACAACAAUGACCUGGAGCAAUCUCCCACCGAUGAUUACCAAUCGCCAUGGACUCUGUGCUGCCGUCCUCGGGGGACCACUCUAUGUGAUCGGUGGUCACGAUGGAUGGAGCUUCCUCAAUACCGUUGAACGAUGGGAUCCAUCUACACGAACCUGGAGCAGUGUAGCUCCAAUGACGACAAUGCGAUCCACAGCUGGAGUAGCCGUCCUCGGGGGUCAUUUAUACGUUGUCGGUGGACGCGAUGGGAGUGGGUGUCACAGAUCUGUUGAGAGGUAUGAUCCUCACACCAAUAAAUGGAGUCUCCGUGCGGCUAUGGUUAAACGCCGCGCUGGUGUGGGUGUUACUGCAGCCAAUUUCUACAUUUACGCCCUCGGAGGGCACGAAAAUUCCGCCAAUAAUCCCUCAGCCUCACGAACGGAGACUGUUGAGCGCUACGACCCGGGUACGGAUACAUGGACUCUCCUGGCGUCCCUCAAUGUAGGGCGAGAUUCCAUUGGAGUUGCCCUGCUGGGAGAGAGAAUUCUCGCUGUCGGUGGUUACGAUGGAAAUCAAUACUUAAAGACUGUCGAGCAAUAUGACCCGGAAACCAAUGAAUGGUCCCAAUUGGCCCCCCUGAACUUUAGCCGAGCUGGCGCCUGUGUGGUGGCUAUUCCCAACACAGCGGCUGUGCCCACGACUAGCAAUACAAAGUGGAGACCUGUAAGAUUUCUACCAUGCUAUGGGCGUCAAGUAAAGAUUUACGAUCAUUAUGUUUAAUAAUGCAACAAGCAACUAUAAAAUAUACAACAGCAAUACUUUUAUUACUUUUUUUUUGUACCAACAUAUCUUUUAUACAACCUUUGUGGCUUUUUAUAUAUUAUAUACCUACCUAUACUAUCCCAGUGUUGAGCUUAAAGCUCCUCAUAUAAAAAUAUAAAGAAAAUACCUACCUAAUAUAAUAAAAAUAUUUUAUAAUCAUUAGGAAUUUUUCCUCUCCAUACAUAUGAUUGAGAUUCCAGUGAUAGCAUGUAAGAGAAGAAUGAUAAAGAAGUAGAUAAUUUUUUUUUUCACACAGGAAUCAAAGGUAGAAUACCUCUUGAGUAAGAAUGGCUGGUACAGUUGAGGUGUCUAGUAAAAAUUAUAUUUUAUCCAAAAUAUUUGUCAAAUUAUAGGAAAAUUUUUUAAAACAAAAGGAAAAAAUACAUUUUCCAAAUUAUUUUGACCUGAAGAACUUUUUUUUAAAUAAAAAGUAUUUUAUUGAUAGUUUACUCUUACGGAACUUGUAAUUUUUAUUAAAUGAAAUUUUAAAAGACAGAUGUAACAAAAAAGAAAAGACUGAAGUAGUGAGCAGAGGUAGAUGAUUUCUAGAGAGAAAAAAAAAACGCAAAAUGUCUUUGUUUAAGAAAUUCUGAAGUGAAAAUUAUUAUUCUAAAAUCAAGUGUGUGCUGAAGUAGUGCAAAUUGUUUUUUUCAUUCAGUUGAAUUCAAUCGUUAAAAUGAUAAAGAGCUCUCGCGAGUGAAUUAAGAAAAAUUAAUUAAAACUUAAAUAUAUCGAACAAUAAUUAAAAUCCAAUCUAGUGAAUUUAGUGAAAAGUGCGAUAUUGCAAAAAUUGGUGAGUCUCCUAUUUAAAUACAGUCUUCAUUUUAAUAGACUUGUGUCGCUUUCGCGAACAUAUCUUGGAAGAGGGAUUUAAUUUAAAAGAUAUUUAAGUGCUUCUACUAUCCUUCAAUCCUGUUGAAUUAAUUACAUAAUUAUGUAGGUAAUUAGCCAAGAAUUUCUCACGUAAAAGUAAAAUGAAAUGAUGAACGAAAACACAUAAGUUAACCAAUAUAAGCUAGGUUCUAGCAGCGCUGAUUUUUUCUAUUUCUUGGAACGAAUUGGAUGCUUAGGACUACACAAAACAAUAGUUUUUGAGUCAAAAAAAUCUUUUUUCUCUUUUCCUAUUGUCCUUUAAAUGUUAUGAAAAAAUUUUGUUUCGAUUUUAGUAUUUAUUGAUAUGUCUCGAUAGUUCCUAACAUUUCAAGACCACAAAAAGGCAUCCUCAAGAACUCUAAUAAGAACAUAAAAUUAAUGAUUUUAAAUUGGAAAUCUUUGGCAAAAAUUACUCAAAAAACUGUUUUCCAUAAAACGCUCACUAAAUAAAAUGCGGUCCUUAAAGGGUUAAUAAAGCCCAUUAACUAUCAUUAAUUUCUGAUAAGUUUGACUAAAAAAAAUUAUAAUAAUGUGCCAAAUAAUUUUUCAUCCCAACUUUUUGUGAAAUUCCACCUUAACAAAAA